Messenger RNA from Musca vetustissima, 1201 nucleotides. RefSeq names its product ferrochelatase, mitochondrial (gene FeCH). NCBI's taxonomy places the organism in Eukaryota, Metazoa, Arthropoda, Insecta, Diptera, Muscidae. Gene Ontology annotation, molecular function: protoporphyrin ferrochelatase activity. Gene Ontology annotation, biological process: heme biosynthetic process. The transcript has 5 exons. The coding region runs from base 1 to 1200 and encodes 399 amino acids. The record is from RefSeq and is a predicted model, not a curated record.
AUGGGCACACCGAAUAUGCCUCAUUUAAAUAAUGCUCCCCUCUUCUUGUUAUUGUCCAAAGGUCUUUCAAAGACUUUCACAAAGUGGGUCAACUUCAGUACGAUCGCUAGAAAUGAUGUAAAACCCAAGACAGCUGUGCUAAUGUUGAAUAUGGGUGGUCCUCAGACCACUGAUCAGGUUCAUGAUUAUCUGUUGCGUAUCAUGACCGAUCGUGAUAUGAUCCAAUUGCCGGUACAGAGUAAAUUGGGACCAUGGAUUGCACAGCGACGUACACCGGAAGUACAAAAGAAAUACAAAGAAAUUGGUGGCGGUUCACCGAUAUUGAAAUGGACCGAAUUGCAGGGAGAAUUAAUGUGCAAGGAAUUGGAUCGCAUAUCACCGGAAACGGCACCACAUAAACAUUACGUUGGAUUUCGUUACGUCAAUCCAUUGACGGAGAAUACACUGCAACAGAUAGAGAAGGAUGGUCCAGAACGUUUGGUCUUAUUUUCACAAUAUCCACAGUAUAGCUGUGCCACAUCCGGUUCCAGUUUUAAUUCCAUUUAUCAAUAUUAUAAAAACAACAACCUGCCCUCAAACAUUAAGUGGAGUGUCAUAGACCGUUGGGGCAGCAAUCCUUUGCUGGUGAAAACAUUUGCAGAUCGUAUACGCGAAGAAUUGGAUAAGUUCUGUGAAACUAAACGAAAAAAUGUGGUUAUAUUGUUCACAGCCCAUUCAUUGCCCUUAAAGGCAGUAAAUCGUGGCGAUCCUUAUCCAGCUGAAAUUGGUGCUUCCGUACAAAUGGUCAUGCAAGAGCUGGGAUAUUGCAAUCCCUAUAGUUUGGCAUGGCAAUCCAAAGUGGGACCACUGCCAUGGUUGGCACCAGCUACAGAUGAUGCCAUUAAGGGUUAUGUAAAACAAGGACUGAAAAAUUUCAUUUUGGUUCCAAUUGCAUUUGUUAAUGAACACAUUGAAACGCUGCAUGAACUGGAUAUUGAAUAUUGUGAUGAAUUGGCCAAGGAGGUUGGAGUUGAAGAAAUACGCCGUGCCGCCACACCGAACGAUCAUCCGUUGUUUAUCAAAGCCUUAAGUACCAUUGUGGCUGAUCACCUGAAGAACGGUGAUAAGGUAAAUCCGAAAUUCCUUAUGCGCUGCCCCAUGUGUGUUAAUCCUCGUUGCCGUGAAAGCAAGAAUUGGUAUAAGAAUAUUUGUUCACGUUAAA